Purpureocillium takamizusanense is the source of this 702-nucleotide messenger RNA. RefSeq lists its product as uncharacterized. The record is from RefSeq and is a predicted model, not a curated record. The transcript has a single exon. The coding region runs from base 1 to 702 and encodes 233 amino acids. Lineage: Eukaryota; Fungi; Ascomycota; Sordariomycetes; Hypocreales; Ophiocordycipitaceae.
AUGGCAGCAGUGGCGGUCGCGGCGACUGGCUGGCCGUGGGCGCAGGCGGCACCAGAGGAGCCUGCGAGUGCCAACAAGCAGACGCGAGCGAGGCAGCAGCAGAUGGAGGCAACACCGAGGCUCGCAUCGCAGGCCGAGCAGAGCAACACCACGGGGCCGACAGAGGGCAACUGCGCGGCCUUGCUGGCGGCACGAGACAAGGCGGCCAAGCUGUUCACCAGGACGCUCAACAAGGGAGAGUACUACGAGCGCGACUUCAUGUGGAUGCGGUGUCGCUACCAGAUGGAAAACAACCUGUUCGACUUCGGGGGCAGCUGGCCAGGCCCUGAUGGCCGUGAUCUCUUCGCUUUCCUCGAGGAGAAGACCGACGGCGACGUGCGCGAACUCGCCUUCGACUACGUCAACGCCCGCAACGCCGAAUGGGGCAGCUGGGGCGGCUGGGGCGAUGCCACGGCCAUGUUGCAGUUGUGGGGAGGGGUGAGCAGCUCCGCGUCCGUUGAGCAUUUGAACAUAUUGGUCGCCUUCAUGAUCCAGUUUGGCCAGCUUGUCGCCGAGCGAGAACGGCGCACCUUUUACGUCGUCGGCUGUCCCGCCGGCGCACCCAAUGGCACGUAUUUCCGGGGCUGGGGCGUCGAGAAGAAAGGCAUAGCCAGCUAUUUCACCGGGGGGGCCGACAAUCACUGGUCCACGGGCGGCAACUGA